Candida dubliniensis CD36 is the source of this 873-nucleotide messenger RNA. RefSeq lists its product as uncharacterized. NCBI's taxonomy places the organism in Eukaryota, Fungi, Ascomycota, Pichiomycetes, Serinales, Debaryomycetaceae. Gene Ontology annotation, molecular function: lipase activity. Gene Ontology annotation, cellular component: membrane. The transcript has a single exon. The coding region runs from base 1 to 873 and encodes 290 amino acids. The record is from RefSeq and is a predicted model, not a curated record.
AUGGAAAAGCAACCUCGAUCAGGGUCAAUUCAAGAAUGUCUACUCCGCGGAAAUAACUGUGUUUUCAACACUUAUAUGGUUAAUGCAGACUCCGAAGUUAAUUGCAAGGGAGUAUUUAUAUUUGUCCACGGUUGGUCCGAACAUAUUUUAAUGUACCUAGACUUAGCGUAUUUUAUAGCCUCCCUUGGAUAUGACUUUUUUGCUUUUGACUUGAGAGAAAGUGGCAAAACUAGAGGAGCAUAUACAGAUAUUGAUUGUCCUAUAAGAGAUCUUGAUUUUAUAAUAGAGAAGAAUAUAACCAAACAUAAAUCUUGCAAUCUUAUAGGCCAUUCGAUGGGUGGAACUAUCAUUCUUGAUUAUUUGCGAAAAGGCAAAUAUAAAGAUAUAAUAUCUUCAGCGAUAUUGAGUGGACCGUGUAUUAAGCUCCAUGAAUCCAUACAACCUGGUCCACUAAAAAGGGUGUUUCUUAGCAUAACCUUGUACUGGUUUCCCCGUAUUCGUUAUUGGGAAUCAAAAUCGAUUUCUGCAUAUGUACCGGUGACAACAGAUGAAAGGAAACAGUUGGAAAUGUUCAAUGAUAAGCUAUGUUGCCCUAAUUCUCCAUUAAAAAUGAUUUCAGACAUGUAUUACAGAGGUAAAAAACUAGCGGAAACAGUUUCAGAUAUCUCAAGUAAGACUAGAAUACUAAUACUUCAAUCAGAAAAUGACUUAAUCGUGGAUCCAUUUGCUGUAAAGACCUUUUUCAAUGAUUUAUCAUCUACGACUAAGAAAAUUGUUUGCAUAGAAAACUCCGGUCAUGCCUUGUUUCUCGAGAAGGAAUCGACAUUGAAACUCGUGUAUAAAGAAAUAGAUCGUUUUUUAAAAACACAAUAA